CGCUCUGUAUCCCGACUCCGGCUCCCGGCGCCCCUAGCCUCACUAGUGUCGGGAGCCAUGGGCAGUCGGGCCUCCAUCGCUGCUGCUGCCUCCUCAGUUUUGCUCCUCCUGGCGUUGGGCCUGCCGAACCCUGCGGCUGCUGCCCCCCACCUACCUCGGGCCGCCCAGACCUUCCGGCUGUCCAGCUUGUCCAGUAGCGCCCCCGCCCCCGCCGCGGGGCUCAGCUACGAGACCCACUACCUGGUCCAGCAGGUUGAUCAUUUUGGAUUUGAUGUUAAUUUGACAUUUAAACAACGGUACUUAAUAGCAGAUCAAUACUGGAAGAAUGAUAAUGGUGCAGUACUUUUCUACACUGGAAAUGAAGGGGACAUUACAUGGUUUUGCAAAAAUACGGGCUUCAUGUGGGAUGUGGCCGAGGAGCUAAAAGCCAUGUUGGUGUUUGCUGAACAUCGCUACUAUGGAGAAUCCUUACCCUUUGGUAACCUGUCAUUCAGUGAUUCCAAGCACUUGAAUUAUCUGACAUCAGAGCAGGCUCUGGCUGACUUUGCAGUUUUAAUUGAAUACUUGAAAAAAACAAUCCCAGGUGCUAAAAACAGUCCAGUCAUUGCUAUAGGAGGCUCGUAUGGAGGGAUGCUUGCUGCUUGGUUCAGAAUGAAAUAUCCUCAUAUAGUAAUUGGAGCUCUUGCAGCCUCUGCUCCCAUCUGGCAAUUUACGGAUUUGGUCUCUUGUGGAAAAUUUUUUGAAAUUGUAACCAAUGAUUUCAAGAAAAGUGGCUCUGAGUGUUCAGAAACUAUCCAGAGUUCCUGGAAAGCAAUUGAUAGGCUGACAUCCACAGGUGAAGGUUUGCAAUGGAUUUCUGAAGUAUUUCACCUGUGCAACCCAUUAAGAAGCCAAACUGAUGCAAUCAUGUUGAAAUCAUGGCUAGCUGAAACAUGGGUGAAUCUGGCAAUGGUGGAUUACCCAUAUAGUUCAGACUUUUUAAUGCCUUUGCCUGCUUGGCCUAUUAAGGAGGUAUGCAAAUAUCUGAAAGAUCCCAGUGCAUCAGAUAAAAUAUUGGUACAGAAUAUUUUCCAGGCAGUGAAUAUCUAUUACAAUUAUUCCGGAGAAGCAAGCUGCCUGAAUACCUCACAAACAGCAACAAGCAAUCUUGGGAUCCAGGGCUGGAACUAUCAGGCCUGCACAGAAAUGGUAAUGCCCAUUUGUACCACUGGUAUCAGUGAUAUGUUUGAACCUCAGGCGUGGGACUUUGCUGCAUAUUCUGACCAGUGUUUCCAAGAAUGGGGUGUGAGACCUAGACCUUCAUGGAUUCCAACUGUGUUUGGUGGUAAAAACAUCAGUUCACACAGUAACAUCAUCUUCAGCAAUGGUGCACUGGAUCCUUGGUACGCAGGUGGAGUGAAUGAGAACAUCACAGAUACUCUUGUCUCCAUAGUCAUCCCAGAUGGGGCCCAUCACUUAGAUCUACGUGCCAGGAAUGCUGAUGACCCUGAGUCAGUGCUGUUAGCCCGAACCAUGGAAGUUGACUACAUGAAGAAAUGGAUCACACAGUUUCAGGGUCAUCGCUGAAAAGUGAUGUGGAUGCAACAUAAUGUCAUGAUUUUUUUUCCAAACAUCACCCCCUCUACUUUUUCUGUGUAUUCUUUUUCCAUUACUAGAUGGGGGAGAAGAGAGGGAAAGUACAUGUAAUAAAAUUCCCUUGGGGAUUUUUAUUUUGCAGGUGUUGGACUUCCAUAUUCCAUGUCCAUAAAGAGGUCCUUUUCAGUUUUUACAAAUUGCCAAAAAUCUAACCUGGUGUGUCCUCUCUGAAUGUCAGAGUUCCCGAUUGUCUUAGGAAAAAGGGAUGACUCUCCUGAGGGAUAGCUUGACUAAUCUUGGGCUUUGGGUUCCUCACUGGUUGAGUUUUUCAGAUCACCUUGGGGCUACUUGUCACUUCUCACCAAAGAAUUUUGCAAAAACAAACCAGCCAAGAAACCAGAAAUGGUAUUAAGGGUAUGCGGGUAAUGGUAAAAAAUGAUACCUGCUGUUGUGAAAACCUUCUCAACAGGCCUAUAUCAGGCCACAUCUAAAACAUGGAAACCAUUUCUCUUGUUCUGAAAUUGUUAACCAAGGAUAUAAGUUGGGUUGUAAAUAAGGAAUAGGGCUGGACCUUAUACCUGUUUGUUUAUAUUAAAGGACAUACCAGCUGUCUUUUAAUACAGCACAUAUUUAGUUUGGUUGGUUGUUUAAUUUUUUUUUCUUUUAUGUGUUUCUUCCUUCUUGGCAUCUUCUCUUAAUUCUGGGAUAUUUGCCACAGUGGUUCUGCCAGAGAGAAAUUUGGCUAUUUUCUGUUCCAUUUCUCUUUGUUUCUUAGCUCAGUUUUGGGACACUUUUGAUAGGCUCUGCUGGUUUAAAAAAAAAAAAAGAUUCAACUUUGCCCAUUUCAUUUUUUGAGGGGUUUGCUUAUAUAUAAUUUGGCACAUAUAGAAGUUUCAAUAUAGACUUUAAAAUUAUAGAUUAACUAUUCAAAAUUGGUUACAUUUACCUUUCCUUUUUUGUUGUUGGUUGGAGUGAUGUCAUGAAAGCCUGGGGUGUUGCAGCACACAGGGGCAGGUGCACACCAAGUUUCCUGUUUGGUAUCCAAAAAGGCCAACUGACCAAUUCAGAGAGACAGCAUUUUUGACAUUAAUAAAUGGCCGAGCUGUUCCUAUUUUCAAGCUUUUGGCUUCUUUCAUGCGGCACUUACACUGAAACCUUUCUUUCCGAGAGCUUUUUUAGGAUAACAAAUAGGGCUGGAUCAAAACCUUUCAAGGGCAGAGAGGGACUCUCUUAACAGCUUCUACUUUGUUGAAAGCCUUUUUCUCUUACUUCUGCUGGUCUCUUUCUUCAGAGUCUUCCCAUUGCUCUGCCUUGGGAACAAUGUCUGUUCUUUAAAAAAUUUACCUCAAGUCUAAAAUUUUAAAAAAUGCCAAUUCAUGGUUCUGUCUCAGAUAUGAGGACGAUUAUGUGUGUGUGAGCUAAGAAACAUAAGAAGAUAAUUGUCCUUUUUUAGAAACAUUCAGUUCCAUGUUAUGUUGAAUUAUUUAGUCACUGGUUUCAUUUUAAAUUCAGCACAAUUCCAUGACGUGGGGAUCUCAUGACCAAAGUGUAACAAGUGCUGUUUUUUGUCACCCAUGAAUAGUUAUGUAAUUCAGAGUUUAUAAAUUAAAGUUUUUUUUGUUAUGUGUGUGUGAAUGACCCAAGAGAAUUUUCAUUAAAAUGUCCAUUUUAUACUAUGUAUUAUAUCUAUGUAGCAUAUAUGUAUAUGUAUUUGUAUAUAUGCAUAUAUAUACACAUAUAAAUGGUAUUGUUAGUGAAAAAUUUUACCUAUCCUAUUAACUUCCUGAGAAAAUUAGGCCUAAAAAAGUUUUCAUUAAAAGUCAGUCUCUCUCUGUUUUUCUCUUUCUCUCUGUCUUUCUCUCUUUCUUUUUCUAACCCAUACACUCACAUACACACACAGCCCCACAAUUUUUAAUGAAAAUUAGGCCCAAGAAAGCUUUUGUUAAAAAUCCAAUACAUGCAUACAUACACACUGUACAUAUGUAUGUGUGCAUACAUACAUACUUAUGUAUGUAUCAAGCAUAGCUUAAAACUAUGUUUAGAAUAUUGUUAUUUCAGCUGAUAUUAUUUAGAUUUUGUGGCCUUUGGUGGUGGUGGGGGAGCCUUUAAAUAAUAUUUCCCACAACCUGGUAUUUUUGAGAGGCUGCUAGGCAUCAUGGAUAGUAUUUGGCUUAGAGACAGGAAGAACUUGGGUGUGGAUCCUGACUCAGAUGAUACUUAAUAACUCUCACCCUGACCAAGUCUCUCAGUUUCCUCACCUAGAUAAAAUGGGGCUAUUAAUAUUGUAGCAUUUAUUUCACAGAAUUUUUGUGAGAAGCAUGUGAAAUAUGUAUAUAAAGAACUUUGAAAAUCUUAAAAAUACUCUAAUACCCAGUAAAUAUUAUUUAAUCCCCAAUAAUUUCAUAGAUUGUUAGAUCUGGAAGGGACCUCACGAUAUAGAAUGUUAGAAUACAGAAUACAGAACGUUAGAGCAAGGAGGAACCUUUGAUCCAUAAAUAUGCAGAAUAUUAGAAAAUAGAAUAUAGACUAUAACAGUAGAAUGGGAACUUAGUGAUCAUUUCAUUGGACUACUGCAUUUUAUGUAUGGGAAAACAGGCUGAAUGAGGUGAAGAAGGACUUGCCUAAAUUACUAGUUAGUCUGUAUUUUCCUGUAUAUUUUGUAACAGAUGAAAACAUUGACUGAAAUUUGGUUUCAAUAUUCUACAUUUAAUGUUAUUUUUACAUUUAACAAUAGCUAAGAUUUUCAGUUGUUUUGUUUUGCUGUCGUUACAAAGAUUUGUACUGAUUUAAUAUAAUAACUACUUCCAGUUGACAUAUGUGAUGCUGGGACUUUCACUGGGGAGAAGUCUUUGGAAGAAAAACUAUAUACAUCUCCAGAAGAUGGGAAAAGUAGCCUUUAAAUCAGAUUUGGCUUAUCUGUUAUCUUUUAAAGAUUAAGAACAUCAGGCAGGCCUUUUUUUGGGGGGGCUUGGAAAUAAAAUUCAGUGAGAACUCUG
Messenger RNA from Phascolarctos cinereus (koala), 4571 nucleotides. RefSeq names its product prolylcarboxypeptidase (gene PRCP). The record is from RefSeq and is a predicted model, not a curated record. Gene Ontology annotation, biological process: negative regulation of systemic arterial blood pressure; angiogenesis involved in wound healing; regulation of blood vessel endothelial cell migration. NCBI's taxonomy places the organism in Eukaryota, Metazoa, Chordata, Mammalia, Diprotodontia, Phascolarctidae. Gene Ontology annotation, molecular function: dipeptidyl-peptidase activity; serine-type exopeptidase activity.